CUGCCAGUGGAGAUACGCGCCUUCCCUCCCCUGGGGCUAUUGCCAUAUAUAACCCCCAGAUCUCCACGCCCUGCUUCCCCAAGUCUUUGGGGAUUCUGAGGUGUGUAAUCGUGGACGGGAGGCGUUAGCUCGGAGGAGGCAUUUUGGGCUGGGUGAGAUCGGGCCAGCCAUUUGGUCCUCAGGUUGCAAGGCACCGCAGCAGGGCCGCGGCCUGAGUUGCCGCUAGGGUUUUGUGGAGAAUCCCCCGGGUCGCCAGACUGGAGCGGAGAGCACGGCGCCGCUGGCCUGGGGAGCCGGGUAACCAGCGGCCGAGGUUGGGGUCACCCGAGCCUAUGGGACCGCCAGGGCGGGGCGGAGGGCGCCGCGGCCUGGGGCAGCCUGCGCGGCAAGCGCCCUGCGGCCGGGCCCAGAAGGGCCGCCAGGGAGCGCUGCGGGCUCCCGCUCCCGCCCCCUGGUAGGCGGGGCUGCGCUCUCCCCGCAGCCGCCGCCGCAGCCGCCGCCUGGGCCGCCCCGUGUCCCCGGUGGAGCCGCUGCCGCCGCCGCCGGGAGCUCGAUGCGGACGGAGCCCGGGCCGGGCCAUGGGGAUCCUCAGCAUCACGGACCAGCCGCCCCUGGUCCAGGCCAUCUUUAGCCGAGAUGUGGAGGAAGUGCGUUCCCUCCUCUCGCAGAAGGAGAACAUCAAUGUGCUGGACCAAGAGAGGCGAACCCCACUUCAUGCUGCUGCCUACGUAGGCGAUGUCCCCAUCCUCCAGUUGCUACUGAUGUCAGGUGCUAACGUCAAUGCUAAGGACACACUGUGGCUGACCCCUCUUCAUCGUGCUGCUGCCUCCCGAAAUGAGAAGGUGCUGGGAUUGCUGCUGGCACAUUCAGCAGAUGUGAACGCCCGGGACAAGCUGUGGCAGACACCAUUGCAUGUGGCCGCUGCCAACCGGGCCACCAAGUGUGCUGAGGCUCUGGCACCAUUAUUGAGCAGCCUCAACGUGGCUGACAGGAGCGGGCGCAGUGCCCUGCACCACGCAGUGCAUAGUGGGCAUCUGGAGACGGUGAACCUGCUCCUCAGUAAGGGAGCCAGCCUGAAUGUCUGUGACAAAAAGGAGCGGCAGCCUCUGCACUGGGCGGCUUUUCUAGGGCAUUUGGAGGUCCUGAAACUGCUGGUGGCACGGGGAGCAGACCUUGGCUGCAAGGACCGCAAGGGCUAUGGGCUGCUCCAUACAGCUGCUGCCAGUGGCCAGAUUGAAGUGGUGAAGUACUUGCUACGGAUGGGGGCUGAGAUUGAUGAGCCCAACGCUUUUGGAAACACAGCUUUGCACAUCGCCUGCUACCUGGGCCAGGAUGCUGUGGCUAUCGAGCUGGUGAACGCAGGAGCCAAUGUCAACCAGCCAAAUGACAAGGGCUUUACACCACUGCAUGUGGCUGCGGUCUCCACCAAUGGCGCGCUCUGCUUGGAGCUGUUGGUCAAUAACGGGGCUGAUGUCAACUACCAGAGCAAAGAAGGGAAAAGUCCUCUGCACAUGGCAGCCAUCCAUGGCCGUUUCACCCGCUCCCAGAUCCUCAUCCAGAAUGGCAGUGAGAUUGAUUGUGCCGACAAAUUUGGGAACACGCCACUGCACGUGGCCGCUCGCUAUGGACACGAGCUGCUCAUCAGCACCCUCAUGACCAACGGCGCGGAUACCGCCCGGCGUGGCAUCCACGACAUGUUUCCCUUGCACUUAGCUGUUCUCUUUGGAUUCUCUGACUGUUGUCGUAAGCUUCUUUCCUCAGGUCAGCUGUACAGCAUUGUAUCCUCACUCAGCAAUGAGCACGUUCUUUCAGCUGGGUUUGACAUCAAUACACCUGACAACCUUGGCCGUACCUGUCUUCAUGCUGCUGCUUCUGGAGGGAAUGUUGAAUGUCUUAAUUUGCUGUUGAGCAGUGGAGCUGACUUGAGGAGGAGAGACAAAUUUGGAAGGACCCCACUGCACUAUGCAGCCGCCAAUGGCAGCUACCAGUGCGCCGUCACACUGGUGACCGCCGGGGCAGGCGUCAAUGAGGCUGACUGUAAAGGUUGCUCUCCGCUCCAUUACGCUGCCGCCUCCGACACCUACAGGAGGGCGGAGCCCCACUCAUCUUCCAGCCACGAUGCUGAAGAGGACGAGCCACUGAAGGAGUCCCGCAGGAAGGAGGCCUUCUUCUGUUUGGAAUUCUUACUGGAUAACGGUGCAGACCCCUCCCUGCGGGACAGGCAGGGCUACACAGCCGUGCACUAUGCAGCCGCCUAUGGCAAUAGACAGAACCUCGAACUGCUCUUAGAAAUGUCCUUUAACUGCCUGGAGGAUGUAGAGAGCACCAUUCCAGUCAGCCCUUUGCACUUAGCUGCCUACAACGGUCACUGUGAAGCCCUGAAGACACUGGCCGAGACGCUGGUGAAUCUGGAUGUAAGGGACCACAAGGGCCGGACCGCGCUCUUCCUGGCCACUGAGCGAGGCUCCACUGAGUGUGUGGAGGUGCUAACGGCCCAUGGCGCCUCUGCCCUCAUCAAGGAGCGCAAGCGCAAGUGGACACCCCUGCACGCUGCUGCUGCCUCUGGCCACACUGAUUCCCUGCACUUGCUGAUCGACAGUGGGGAAAGAGCUGACAUCACAGAUGUCAUGGAUGCCUAUGGACAAACCCCACUGAUGCUGGCCAUCAUGAAUGGCCACGUGGACUGUGUACAUCUGCUGCUAGAGAAAGGAUCCACAGCUGAUGCUGCUGACCUCCGGGGCCGCACUGCCCUCCACCGUGGGGCAGUGACUGGCUGUGAGGACUGCCUGGCCGCCCUGCUGGACCACGAUGCAUUCGUGCUGUGCCGAGACUUCAAGGGCCGCACGCCCAUUCAUCUGGCCUCAGCUUGUGGCCACACUGCAGUACUGCGGACCCUGCUGCAGGCUGCCCUUUCCACAGACCCCCUGGAUACCGGGGUGGAUUACAGCGGAUACUCGCCCAUGCACUGGGCCUCCUACACUGGACAUGAAGAUUGUCUGGAGUUGUUACUUGAACACAGCCCGUUUUCAUACCUGGAAGGAAACCCCUUCACUCCUUUGCACUGUGCAGUAAUUAAUAACCAGGACAGCACCACAGAGAUGCUGCUGGGAGCUCUGGGUGCCAAGAUUGUGAACAGCCGAGAUGCCAAAGGACGGACCCCUCUUCACGCCGCUGCCUUCGCGGACAACGUCUCUGGGCUCCGGAUGCUGCUGCAGCAUCAAGCCGAGGUGAACGCCACUGACCACACUGGCCGCACCGCGCUCAUGACGGCGGCUGAGAAUGGGCAGACCGCUGCUGUGGAAUUUCUGCUGUAUCGAGGGAAGGCAGACCUUACUGUGCUGGAUGAGAACAAGAACACUGCCCUCCACUUGGCCUGUAGCAAGGUACCACCGGCAGUGCAGGGCCACGAGAAAUGUGCCCUCAUGAUCCUGGCAGAAACCCAAGACCUUGGCCUUAUCAAUGCUACCAACAGUGCGCUGCAGAUGCCCCUACACAUUGCCGCCCGGAAUGGUCUAGCUUCUGUGGUGCAGGCCCUGCUGAGUCGUGGGGCCACAGUGCUGGCUGUGGAUGAAGAAGGUCAUACCCCGGCAUUGGCCUGCGCCCCCAACAAAGAUGUGGCAGACUGCCUGGCCUUGAUCCUUUCCACCAUGAAGCCUUUCCCACCCAAGGACGCCGUCAGUCCUUUCAGCUUCAGCCUGCUCAAGAACUGUGGCAUCGCAGCAGCCAAGACGAUGGAUGCAUCCUGCACCCUCCAGGCCCCUCCUCCCCAUACCUGCUUUGAGCCCUCCUCCUGCCACAUCCUGGUUUUCUAUGCUGUUUUGGUGCAAGUACAACUGUCGUAGUCAUGGCUUUGGGAUGGGUUCUGUUUAUUAAAAUCCUGUUGCUCCUACUG
Orcinus orca (killer whale) is the source of this 3892-nucleotide messenger RNA. RefSeq names its product ankyrin repeat domain 52 (gene ANKRD52). The record is from RefSeq and is a predicted model, not a curated record. Lineage: Eukaryota; Metazoa; Chordata; Mammalia; Artiodactyla; Delphinidae. Bases 579 to 3842 code for a protein of 1087 amino acids. Gene Ontology annotation, molecular function: protein binding. The transcript is spliced from 29 exons.